AUGCGGAGGCAGGGGUGCAACGAAGGGAGCGGGACGGGAAAGGCCUGGAGGCCAUCCCGGGAAGGAACGAGGGGAGGGGAAGAACGUACUGCUAGGCGGCGGCGGGAUGGCAGGCGCUGCAAAGCCCGGGAGGUUGUCGUGGCCCUCGACGGAGGCGGGAGGGUGGUCAAACCGCACCCGGGGCCGCGGCAAAGAGAACGGAGCCGAGGUGGAGGGUGGAGCAAAGGACAAGGCAUCCUCUGCAAGCUGAGAAGCCGCCGGCGCGGCCGCGCGUUCCUUACCUUUGGAACGCUUCGAAGGUGGCGCCGCGACCGAAUCGGAUUCCGAUGGCAUGCGGCGGCGAAUGGCAUUCGCCCCAAGGUGGUCCAACCCCCCAAAACUAGGGGGAGGAGUGGGAGCGCGGUCAGUGGGAUAAUCCUCUGCGUCGUCCUCCCCUGGCUCGACAAGAUCAGGGAGAUCGCUGUCGGAGAGCAGAGGGAGGCCCCCGGCGAGAUGAGUUCGUCGACCGAGGAGACCGGCGUCGAGGCCGCCGGGGAGGAUCUGCGGGUGUUACGAGAGCCCGCCGAGCUCACAGGGCGCGAGGCCGCCGAGGCAGAUUUGUCCGUGUGCAUCAUGGAUAGCAAUAACGAUCAUGGCAUCUCUCCAAUGGACCUCAAGGACAGACUCGAGCGGAUUAAAGUCUCGUCCGAACAUUCGAAUGAGGAUACCAACCCCAAGAGAAAGCCGGCUAACUGCCAAUACGUAGCUACUGCCUGCCCCUGA
Messenger RNA from Coniophora puteana RWD-64-598 SS2, 762 nucleotides. RefSeq lists its product as uncharacterized. Lineage: Eukaryota; Fungi; Basidiomycota; Agaricomycetes; Boletales; Coniophoraceae. The coding region runs from base 1 to 762 and encodes 253 amino acids. The transcript has 5 exons. The record is from RefSeq and is a predicted model, not a curated record.